AUGAAGUCGCGAAUUCCCAGUAGAUUACGAACAUUUGUGGGGAAUACUGCUAGGAGUUUGAGUCCCGGACCAUCUCGUGAACCAAGUUCAAAAGACGGACUUGACCAAAGAAGACCGUUGUCAGUGCAAGAGGAUGUGGAGGCGGAUGUGGAUGACGAUGAUGACGAGUCUAGUUUUUCAACCGAAGAAGAGGAUGAAGAUGAAGACGAUCUGACAGAGGAUCUACAAGAUUUAAGAAUCAAGCCGUCUACAAGUAUCAGUUCGAAACAGUCGAGGCAUUUUACAAUUAAUGAUGCUGAUUCGAUUAUUGGUGGUCAUUCUAUUGGCGGUGGUAGUAGAAUUGAUAGUGAUGAAGAAUUGCUGCCUAUUGAUGAUGAAGCAUUGAUUGAGGAGGCUGUAGAGGAAGAGGAGGAUGAUGGGCCUAUUGAGGAUGUGCUUGAAGAUGAUAUGGUAGAUGCUGAAGAGACUCGACAGAGAGAAAGAGAAGAGAAAGGGCUUCGUAGAUCGUACAGUGAAGGCAGUAGAUCCGUGGAUGUUGGCAGUAGCAACAAUGAUUCUAAUGUUACGUUUGCUUCUACCAGUGUGGAGGGAGACGGAUCAAUCAAUAAAGAAGCAAGGCAUGAUAGUGUACUAGUUGCUGGGGUUGGUUCUGGGGUUGGUUCUGGGGUUGGUUCUGGGGCCCGAGCUGGUCCACGUAGUAAUCUGGGUAUUGAUACAGCAGCUGCUAAUUCAACUACCAAAGCCCGAGCUGCUCCAAAGUCAGCAUCUCAAGCGGAACGGGGCAGCUUUGGAACCGGAUAUGGCGUUAAUAAGGGUCGAAGUAGGUCAGGUACUUUUCAAGAGGCAUAUAGAGCGCGAGCACGGUCUUUCUCAUCAAGCAAGUAUAUCAGUCAUAUCAAGCAACAAAAGGUGUUUUCAUUUUCACUCCCAUUUAAUAACCCGCUGGCCAAUCUUGAAAUGCCAUCAUUUACCUCAUCACUAGAUCUUCCAACUAUUAAUUUCCGUUCGAUGAUAUUCAAUUCCAAUGCAGACAGUGGUUCCGAUAUUCAUAAAGACAGUCUGUCGGAAUACGCUGACCUUGAUUCCGAUGAAGAAGAUCUCAAAUACAGUGCAAUCAAGCGUCAAGAUAAUACUCGUGUGAGGGCAGUGAGACAUACCCUUUCAAGGAACUUUUCAUUACCCUUGUCACCAGCCCGACAAGACACAUUUCCCGAUAUUCAAGGUGAUGUAGUUAUUAUGGGUGGUUAUAGAGGUAGCAUUCUACGAGAUAGCAAGACUAAGAAACGAAUCUGGAUCCCUAUAAAGGCAGGAUUGAAUAUGAGAAAAAUCGACCUGACGGUGGGAAUUACUGACCAAGAUGAAUACGACAUGCCAACCGAACACAUCUAUCCAGAUGGCAUGCUCACUCACAUUGGGCCAAUAGAUAUAUCCCGGAGGCUGAUUCGUAAAAUGACCGAACAACCAGGCUGUCGAGUUCACGAAUUCGGUUAUGAUUGGAGAUUAUCAUCCGAUAUUAACUCACAACGACUUCGACAAUUUCUGAAAAAGAUCAAGCAAAAAAGUAAAAACCACAAACCCGCCAUAGUUAUUGCACAUUCAAUGGGCGGUCUUAUUGCACACCAUGCGAUGCAGAACGAGCCUGAGUUGUUUCGCGGCUUGUUAUAUGCUGGAGUCCCCAGUUCAUGUCCCAAUAUUCUGGGUCCACUGAGAUAUGGAGAUUCAGUUCUUCUCAGUUCACGGAUCCUAACUGCCAAAGUCAACUUUCUGAUGCGCAGCAGCUAUGUGUUUCUGCCAUUGAAUGGACGGUGUUUCGUGGAUAAACAUGACAAAACGAAAAGAUAUGAUCUCGAUUUCUUCGACGUGAACACCUGGGUUGAGUACGGACUAAGUCCCUGUGUGUCGCCUAUAGCCGAGGUAAGAGCAAGUGCAUGUCGACAAUUACAACCAUCAUCAUCGACUACUCCAUCGAGUACAAGUGUGAUUCAAGAUAGGAUUCAAGAUAAGCUGCGAGCAGCUGCCAAAACGACGUUCCCGUCGUUGACCAACAGCCCCGACAUGCCGAUUCCGUUCGACGAGGCAAAAGAGUAUCUCGACAGAACCCUCAAACGAACCAAGAAAUUCAUCAACGAGCUAACUGAAGUUCACCCCGACAAAUCAUACCCACCCCUGGCUGUUAUUUACGGAUGUACCCUCCCAACCCUUCGAGGAGCCCGUGUUGAUGGACCCGAAGGUAUUAAAGAAGGAGACUACGACCACCUCUUUUUCGGAGCUGGCGAUGGAGUCGUUUACCGCAAAACUCUCAUGCCCGACUACUACGGAUUCCCUGUGGUCGUCAAAGUCCCGUCUGACGCCAGCCACGUCACAUUACUCACCGAUAUCGACGGUGUCGGCCGAGCGCUCGCUGGCAUCCUCGAAGAAGAGGCUCUCCGAAACAAAACAAACUCCACCACAAAGCACCGAUCCGGAGCGCAACACGCUUCGACGAUGCCUGUUCAGGCCACUACCUAUUAA
Molecule: messenger RNA, 2511 nt
Organism: Sugiyamaella lignohabitans
Lineage: Eukaryota; Fungi; Ascomycota; Dipodascomycetes; Dipodascales; Trichomonascaceae
Exons: 1
Coding region: 1-2511 (836 amino acids)
Molecular function (GO): triacylglycerol lipase activity
Source: RefSeq, a predicted model, not a curated record